AGGGGAAUAAACUUGUUGCGUGCCGGAUGUGACGAGUGUGCGCAUUUUUACAAGAUAAUGCAAUAACAAGUAGAUCUUCCCCACCGUGUUAGUCACUUUGCGCUCGGCUGCUCAAGCGAGUCUGUUAUCCCACUCACCUGACACUACCGUCUGUGAUCAUUACGGAACCGCAAACGAGCUACCAAUCCCCACUGGGACCAGGCUACAGCUUUUAAAGAAAAAGGGCAUUUCAUCGUUCCCCACUUCAUCUUUGGUGCGACAACUUGAGCUAACGGCUACUACUACAAGGAGCUGGCGGACGUGUCUUAAGUAAAUGAUACCCUCCACUGAAGAGUAUCCGCAUUCUUAGAAUAUAAUAUUGGGAGUGUUUCUUUGCUGUUUGAUGUCGCUCUACUUUCUUCUAAGAUCAGAGCAGUAUUAGUGUCAAACUUCAUCCUAGAGGACACGGGUGACUUGAGAGGUGUCAUCACGACGAGAGAAUAAGCAAACUUCCUCAACACUUUUUGUCUUGACGCAGAAACACAAGAGAGGACCGAGCGGUUGAUUCGGGGGCUGUCUUCGGGGGUGAACUUGAUUGCAAACUUUUUAUUUUGUAAAACAGUUGUCUUUUAGAGCAAGAUGGGUAGUACGGCAAGACCGAGUGUUUACGGCGUGGUUUUUCUACUGGUCAUUGCAAUCAUUUGGGGAACAGUCACAGAAGGGCAUAUAAUUCUACAUCAGAUGCAACGGAGGGACGCAACAAUCGAACCCACGACAAUCGGACCGGUGGCCGCAAACUCAUGCGACUCCUGUACGACAUUGAAAUGUGCCAUCCAUUGUAGCGGCUUCGGUAAACGAUCGGGACCGUUUGAAAAUGACAAUUUGAAAGAUGUUCGUAAGAUACAGUCACCGCCUUUGGAAAGUGAUUGGACGAACAGUCAGCAGUGUACACUAGAUGUGUGGUUCGAUGAAUUAUCACCGGAGUGGCAAAGAUACAUAAUCGGAAUUUUUCAAAUAGCCUCAUCAUCAACCAGAGAUCCUUUGUAGUUUCAACCAGGUGCCUAACUCUGUAUUCAUCAUCACCUAUAAACCAGCCCAAGAAUAUACAUUAUUGGGGACGACCUGACUGCCCGCCGACUCAGCUAUGCACACACCACACUAUGACGAUCCGAACAAGCAAGGCACCCGACUAAACAUUUCUCCCUUAUGUGGUCGUAUAAUAUACCUUUCUUUUGCAACGUCACAGCCCGAGUUUUUGCCAACAAUUUCCCGAGAUUGUAAAAACUAUGGAAAGGCAUACAUGAAAAACGAAAACAGAUGACCAGAGUUUUUAAGAAUGCCGCACAACUACUCAAAAAGAGUGUUAAAUUUGUUGGAAACAAAACAUCAAAUCAAUGGUGAUAUUUUAUGAAAGUUGGCAGAAAUUGAUGAAUUUGUCCAGAACAUCUGUUAACACGUUUGGAAGUUUAUCAACAAUGGAAACGUCUUUAAACUAUUAUUGGUUAUGACUUGAAAAGGUUGACUCAAAAAUUAUCACUGACAAACUUUGCUUAUUAAAAGCAAAUAACCCUGAUGAGCUGACGUUAAAACCAAAGAUUCAUUCAAAAUAGGAAAGUUCAAUUAAAAAAAUAAUACAGACUAUAGUGACGUGCUUGAUGACUAUAUUAUAAGAACAACAAAGCUUGAUCUUUUUGCUGCUUUCAUGAUGAGGGGCGAUCAUUAUCUUUUGUCGAUAAUUUAAUUCAAACCAAUUUUACCAAAGUCUGACCUUUCCUUUCAGCUUUUUCAUUACCUGAGUUUAUUUUUGCUUAGCUCUCUAUACAUUCCAACCAAUUAAGUCACACUAAAAACACGAACAGGAGUUUUUUCUGUAAUAAUAACCUUACGAUGGUCUGCUGGGAACAGUGGACAAGAAAACCUGCUGUAACGUUCAUCAACAUCACUAAAGAAUCGAAUCACUAGUCAAGCAACCCGUACAUGCCGUGUUUGAAUUGGUUACAGCGACUGUUGUCAAGGCAGUUGCAGCCACAACCACUAUUAUUGACAUUUGUCGACAUAGUCAACAUACACAUCGUUAUUUAGCGUACGGGGAACCAGACAAAAGAGUGCAGUCCGAUUCAACCUCCUCGUUGCUUACGUUCAAUUAAACAAUCAUAGAUAGCCAAACUGAACCCUCAACAAAAAGUUUACCCCCCCCCC
Messenger RNA from Asterias rubens (European starfish), 2178 nucleotides. RefSeq lists its product as uncharacterized. The record is from RefSeq and is a predicted model, not a curated record. The coding region runs from base 619 to 1026 and encodes 135 amino acids. The transcript has 6 exons. Lineage: Eukaryota; Metazoa; Echinodermata; Asteroidea; Forcipulatida; Asteriidae.